AUGCCACGUAAAAUGAAAAAAACUUUUGUAACGGAUACACCCAAACCUUUGAAAAAAAUGCGUAAAAAAGUCGAUCCAUGUACAAAAGAAUCACAUACGAAAGAAAGAGAAUUACCAGUAAGGAAUGAACCUUUCAAAAUGCAAAAACAAUUAAGCAGUCAUGAUGGUAAUAGAAAUAUUAGUUAUCCACUUAUUUUGAUUGAGCAGAUCUUAAAUAGUGACGAAGAUCAAAAUAUUGACGAAUCUGAUAUUGGCGAAGACAAUGAUGAUGAAUUGGACGAAUUGGGAGAAGACAAUUCAGAACAACAUGUUGAUUUUGAUGCUCUGGAGUAUGAUAAUAAAAAUGAAGGUGUCGAAUCAGCAAUACCAGAUAUCAAUUCUAGUUUUACAUGA
Funneliformis caledonium is the source of this 393-nucleotide messenger RNA. The record is from the annotation of a GenBank genome assembly. NCBI's taxonomy places the organism in Eukaryota, Fungi, Glomeromycota, Glomeromycetes, Glomerales, Glomeraceae.